CCUCUCACCGCGGUCAACUCCGGGAGAAAAUGUCUGGAAUUCCGUUUCCGCUUUAGGGAGUGGACAGAUUUCUUUUUACUUCAUCCCCCCAGUUCGCUCGGUUCUGUCCCGGACUAACGACGAUGGCCUCUUCGCCUCAGAAGUCUCCGUCCUCCCCCAAGUCCCCGACGCCCAAGUCCCCGUCCUCCCGGAAGAAGGACGACUCCUUCCUGGGGAAACUUGGAGGAACUUUGGCGAGAAGGAAAAAGGCGAAAGAAGUGUCUGAGCUUCAGGAGGAAGGAAUCAACGCCAUCAACCUUCCUCUCAGCCCUUCACACUAUGAGCUGGACCCUGAAGACACCAUGUUGGAGGAGAAUGAAGUUCGCACUAUGGUCGACCCCAACUCCAAGAACGACCGAAAACUGCAGGAGCUCAUGAAGGUGUUGAUCGACUGGAUCAACGAUGUUCUGGUGGGAGAGAGGAUCAUCGUGAAGGAUCUGGCCGAGGAUCUGUACGACGGGCAGGUUCUGCAGAAACUGUUCGAAAAGCUGGAAGGUGAGAAGCUGAACGUGGCCGAGGUGACCCAGUCGGAGAUCGCCCAGAAACAGAAGCUGCAGACGGUUUUAGAGCGAAUCAACGACGAGCUCAAACUCUCCACCAGAAACAUUCGCUGGAACGUCGACUCGGUUCAUGCUAAGAGCAUAGUUGCCAUUCUCCACCUGCUGGUGGCGCUGUCGCAACACUUCAGAGCACCGAUCAGAUUGCCCGACCACGUUUCGAUCCAAGUGGUGGUCGUUCAGAAGCGAGAGGGAAUCCUUCAGUCCAGACAGAUUCAGGAGGAGAUCACAGGAAACACAGAGGCCUUCUCUGGCAGACAUGAGCGUGACGCCUUCGACACCCUGUUCGACCACGCGCCAGAUAAACUCAAUGUCGUGAAGAAGACAUUGAUCACAUUUGUGAACAAACAUCUGAACAAGCUCAACCUCGAGGUGUCGGAACUGGACACACAGUUCGCAGACGGGGUUUACCUGGUGCUGCUGAUGGGGCUGCUGGAGGGAUACUUUGUGCCGCUCUACAACUUCUUCCUCACACCAGAGAAUUUUGACCAAAAGGUCCACAACGUGUCCUUCUCCUUCGAGCUGAUGCAGGACGGAGGUCUGGAGAAACCAAAGCCCCGACCAGAGGACAUUGUGAACUGUGACCUGAAGUCCACACUGCGCGUCCUCUACAACCUCUUCACCAGGUACAGGAACGUGGACUGAGCUCCACACGCAGCACGAGCAAAGAGCUUUUUCCUCCCUGGACCACAUGUUUAUCAAACCUGUUUGUUUUUCACCUUCUGCUUGUUGGAGAAAUGUGUUUUUUUAUCCGAACGCAUGCGUCACAUUUUGUAUCUGCUGAACGAUGCACCACUCGAACCUGAAUCCUGCAGAGACAUUCAGCUUCUGGCUUUUUAUGUACAAACUGGGCAUUUUCUGAACAGUCCUGCAGAAAAACGAUCAACUCAAUGAAACGGACAUUAUUAACGUUGAUUUAAAUCCAGUUUCGCGUCCGACUCGUGUUUAGAAACGUUAUAAACACGCCCACUCGCUCACUGGGAAUGUUGUGAUCAUGCAAGAGGACACGACGGAUGAUCUCUGUGGUGGGAAGCUCCGUGUUCCUGUUCACAGCAGAUCCACACAACCUAAAGCUCCCGUCGUCAGAUAUUCUUAUUCUUCUAAAGGAGAGAAUUUGUAAUGAACGCUACUUUUUUUAAUUCAGAAAAAAAACAAAAACGUUUCCUUGUAUUUAUUCUUCGUUCUAACUUCCUCUCUCUCUCUCUGCUCCUGUUUGUGUUUGUUGAACUCGUCUUCUCUCCUCUCGUCUUAACGCUCCACGUCUUCUUUUUUUGAUCGUGUGGAAACAUUUGACCAAAGCUGUUUUAUAUUCACACUCUAAAACCUUCAUAAAGGCUUGUUUUUGUAUUAUGUGCUGUCUUAUUCUAAAAGGAAAUACAUGAGCAUCGUAUAAUCACUCCGCUGCUUGGUACGUUAUAUACGUUUAUAUUUUUAAUACUCAUUGGAUCUCACUCAUUUCUGCAGGAUAAAUAAAAUGUGACUGAAUAUACAGUGUGUCCUGCAGCAUUGUGUGCGUUGCUGUUUGUGUGAACUUGAGGUUCAGGCUGACGACAUCAUGCUUCUAUUUAAGUUUUAAUGCAUCACGUUCAAUAAAUCAUUCAGCUCCUCAA
This is a messenger RNA of Hippoglossus stenolepis (Pacific halibut), 2206 nucleotides long. It is a transcript of the gene parvaa, whose product is annotated as parvin, alpha a. Gene Ontology annotation, biological process: substrate adhesion-dependent cell spreading; cilium assembly; actin cytoskeleton organization. Gene Ontology annotation, molecular function: actin binding. The record is from RefSeq and is a predicted model, not a curated record. Lineage: Eukaryota; Metazoa; Chordata; Actinopteri; Pleuronectiformes; Pleuronectidae. Gene Ontology annotation, cellular component: cytoplasm; actin cytoskeleton; focal adhesion. Bases 123 to 1241 code for a protein of 372 amino acids. The transcript is spliced from 13 exons.